Microplitis demolitor is the source of this 258-nucleotide messenger RNA. RefSeq names its product protein brawnin (gene sloth2). Lineage: Eukaryota; Metazoa; Arthropoda; Insecta; Hymenoptera; Braconidae. Gene Ontology annotation, biological process: mitochondrial respiratory chain complex III assembly. The record is from RefSeq and is a predicted model, not a curated record. The coding region runs from base 1 to 171 and encodes 56 amino acids. The transcript has a single exon.
AUGCCGCCAGGAGUAAGUACUGGAGAGUACAUCAGAUUUUUCAUCGCCGCAAUGAUCACUACAUUUGCAGGCGCACAAGUUGUUCAUUCUUAUUACCGGCCCUUGGAUGAUAUGGACCAGUUAGUAGAAGAAGAAAUGAAACGAAGAACUGAACAACUCAAGGAAUCUUGAUUUAUUUUAUAAACAAUUUAAUGUGACGAUAUGUGAAUAAUAGAAUGUUUAAAAUUGUUAUUUAAUAAAUAGACUGAUAAAAAUGUA